Cicer arietinum (chickpea) is the source of this 1255-nucleotide messenger RNA. RefSeq lists its product as uncharacterized. Lineage: Eukaryota; Viridiplantae; Streptophyta; Magnoliopsida; Fabales; Fabaceae. Gene Ontology annotation, molecular function: GTP binding; GTPase activity. The record is from RefSeq and is a predicted model, not a curated record.
GUUUAAAAAGAACAUAAUGAUAAUAAUAUAAUAAAAUUCCCACACCCUAAAUAUGCAAAAAGAAAGGUACAAGUUCUAUCAAGAUAAGAAAUAAUAAUUAAGCAAUAAAUAUUGUUUCAAGCCUAAAAUAAAAUAUUAAUUGGUGGUGGUUUACUGUUCUAUAUUCCUAUAUGACGAUGAUAUGAUAUAUGACGUAGAUUGUCCCUUUCUUCCGUCAAUCGAUAACCGCAUCAAAAUUGAAAAUUUCGUUCCCAAAUCGGAAAAUCAGUGUUCAUCCCCACCAUUUCAAUUCAAACAGCAACCAACUCCGAUCCGAUUCUCUUUUCAAUCGCAACAGAAACAAACAACGGUUCCUUCCAGGCAGGAUUAAUUAAUUUGUGAAGUAAAUAGUACUAGAUUAAAGAGAAAGAAGAUGGGGGCAAUGAUGUCGAGGUUUUGGUUCAUGUUAUUCCCUGCAAAAGAGUAUAAGAUUGUUGUUGUUGGGUUGGAUAACGCUGGCAAAACCACAACCCUUUAUAAAUUGCAUCUUGGUGAGGUUGUUACUACCAACCCUACUGUUGGCAGCAACGUCGAAGAGCUUGUUUAUAAGAACAUUCGAUUCGAGGUAUGGGAUCUUGGUGGACAAGAAAGACUGCGGACAUCAUGGGCAACGUAUUACCGAGGAACUCAUGCUGUAAUUGCGGUGAUAGAUAGCAGUGAUAGAGCCAGGAUCUCUAUAAUGAAGGAUGAACUUUUCAGGUUGCUGAGUCAUGAAGAUUUACAGCAUUCUGUUAUCCUUGUCUUUGCUAAUAAACAAGAUAUCAAGGAUGCUAUGACUCCUGCUGAGAUUACUGAUGCACUGUCUCUUCACAGCAUCAAGGAUCAUGAUUGGCAUAUACAAGCUUGCAGUGCCCUCUCAGGAGAAGGCCUUUAUGAUGGUCUUGGAUGGGUUGCCCAGCGAGUAACUGGCAAAGCAUGAAAUUGGGUUGCUGGAAACUAAGGAUGACAUUUAUUUCUCAUGAAUUGUGUUGUUGUGAUGAAUGACAAAAAUAUAUGUAUCAUUUAUAUUUUAAAAAGUCAAGCCAAGCUAGUGUGCGCGCUCAUGCGGGCAUUGUUGUGUAGAAAAAAAAGAUUAUUCUGUAAACGAUUAAGUCACACAUUUUCCCGAAUUGCUAAAGAAAGAAGCCUCAGCACAGUACCACACCUUGGUAACUUUCUUUUUAGCUGUUUUCUUUUACUUCUUCUCAUCAAUACAGCCUAUAUUUCUGCCUGUGUU